UGGAUUGUUACCUGAUCACCCUUCACCUGUAUUUUUUUACAAUUCACCGAACUCUUCGACACAUUCCUUGGUCGAGCAAGACGAGGAAGAUCUAGAUGAUAAUAUCUUUUACAGGACAUUAAAAAAAGAUUAUCCAAAAAUAUUUAACGGAGUUACCGUUGUCUGCGUACCUCAUUCCAAAAGUAUUGUCGGAAUAAAGAUUAAUCGAAGUUUUAUUGAAACACAUUCGCUGAGGCCUUCGCCGUAUUUUCAGGGACAAUAUCAAAGCAUUAACGAAAAAGUUAUAUCCAUCGAGAGAAAUUGUGUAAAUCUAAUAUCAGGUAUGGUGCAUCGACCGUCG
Molecule: messenger RNA, 340 nt
Organism: Acaulospora morrowiae
Lineage: Eukaryota; Fungi; Glomeromycota; Glomeromycetes; Diversisporales; Acaulosporaceae
Source: the annotation of a GenBank genome assembly